UAUAAAAUGUGAAAAUAAUAUUUUACUUUUUAUUUUGCAUGAUAACAUGAAGAAGAUUCUUGGCUUGUUCGUCAAGCUGUGUAAAACUAGUGGUGGGCCUUCUUAAUUCACUCGAAGAUAUCACUUAAAUUAUUAAAUGAUGCUCAUGCUCUGCUCUUAUCCGAGUCUAUCUUUUAUUUUUUAAGUUAAAAAGUCUCAUGAGCUGUACCUAGGAAGAAGCAUAAUAUAAUAUACUGAAAAAAAAAAUUUGAAGGUAGUAGCAGGGAAUGGAAACUGCAGAGGAGCAGAAGCCGAGAGUUGUGGUGAUUGAUUCUUUGCAAUCAUGGGAAUUCUAUGUCAAUCAGGCCUCUACCCAGAACUCCCCUGAAGUAGCAAAGAGGAUGGAUGUGAAGGCAAUGCCAACAUUCGUGGUGGUGAAGGACGGUGCUCCAUUGGAGAAGGUGGUUGGUGCGAAUCCGGAAGAGAUAAAGAAAAGGAUAGAUACUUUUGUUCAGUCCAUUCGUGACUCAGUAGCAUAGAUUUGAUUGAAAAGUGAAAGCUAUUGCAUCUAAUAUCAUACUACUUUUUCAACUUGUGUGCUGCUUUAAUUUCUGGUCCUUCCUGCGCCAUCUACAUUCCAGGUCAAAGUCAAACAUGUAAUUUCCCACUUUGUUAAUAAAUUUGUACAUUUUUACAGUUAACUAAGUUGUUGCUGGUUUAUUUUAUGGUUAUAUUUGAUUGGAAUCGGUAAAACUCAACGACUAUGUAUUGCUGUCUUUGUAUUGGUUCAUUCGCUAGCUAAAAAAAUUAUUCUUCAUAAACAAAUGCCAUGCAUACUUGCAAUUAUUUGAGUUUAAUUUAUGUUGUGUGUGUUUGGAUUCCUUUAGCAUUAAGCCUAAGCCACUGUAAUAUUUGAGCUAGGAGUUUGUGGUCAAUUCCCAACAAUGUUAGGAUCCUGUUCCUUUUGGUCAACCGUGAUAUUUUUCUAUGAUGAUUGAUUAUUGACAACUUAGAAGCUAAUGCCUAAUCCCAAUAUCACGAUGAAUGAAUCUAAAAAAUGAAGAACUUGAAUUGGAAAAAAAAAAAGAUUUGUGUAAGAAUUUAUUUUUUUUUUUAACUCAUUUAUUUUACAUCAAAACAAGUAAACUUCUGGCUCAUUUUUUUGGUUAUGAAAGCCAUAUAUGUGUUGUGCUGCGUUAUGGAGUAUGGAGGUACUAGACAAAUAUGUGGGACAGUUUUUUUUGAGUUGUUCUGUAAACAAGUCGGACCAUGCGAUUUUUUUUUUUGAAGGAAAAUUUGGACAAAUCGGAUGGUUCGAUUUGCAAGGAGCAAGUUUCGAAUUUUGGACGAAGCAAAUCGGACCGUCCGUAUUGUAUAUAUAAUUAAUUUUUUUAUAAUACGAAAAUCAAAUCGGAUGGUCCGAAUUGAUUAUUAUAUUUUUUUUUUGAACGAGCUGGAACAACUGGUUGGGUCCGAUUUAUGCAGAUAUAUGCAUAUAAAAGUGUGUAACUCAUAAACAAGUUAGCAGAUACCGUCUUGAUCUUCCGCUUUCUUCCACUCGUGUUUCUCUCUUCUUUGCUAUGAGGUAAAAAAAAUUGAUAGUGAAGUUUCUGUUUUUGUUGAGGUUGGUGAGAGAAAUGGAUGAUAGAGUUCUUUUAAAAGGUUAUUAUUUUUGUCAGAUUUUGUUUACAAACAUCUGAAUGAGUAAAUUUUAUUUGUGAAAAUUUGUUAGAUGUUAUUCCCUUCACAAUCUCAUUUGAAGAGCUCAAAAGUGUGAUUUGUGAAAAGAUAGAUUCUGAAAUGUUAAGGAAAAUAUCAUGUAUUUUAUACAGACAUCCCAUACCAGUAUUUGGUGGAUUCGUUCAAUUUCAAACCAAAUAUAUAACCGACGAAGCGAGUAUGCAAGAGAUGUUUUCAAUGUAUAUUGAAAGUCGUGCCCAAAUGUCGUUCAUCGAGCUGUACAUUGAAUUCGAACAAUCUGAGGCCGACCAAAAUAUUGUACGGCAAGAUUACAAUAGUGACAGUGAGGAAGAGUUCGAAAGCAAUUAUGAAGUUGCUGAUCCAAAUGGAGAUGAAGAUCAAGCUGACAGCACUAUGGCUCUAAAUGUGACAGACGUGGCAAAUGCACUGGCAAACGAAGUGCCAUUUGAGGAGCCAUCUUUCAUACGAGUGUUGGAUUUGGAAGCUAUGCAUGCUUUGAAGUUUCCGGAAUAUAUGAGCGCCGAAGUUCCUUUCGUUGCAGAUGGUGAAUUUGCUGUGGGGAUGGAAUUCAAUUCAAGGGAAGCUGUUAUUAAGGCGAUGAAAGAGUAUGCCAUCCGAAGAAGUGUAGACUACCGGGUGUAUGAGUCGGAAUCGUUGACAUUUUAUGCCAAAUGUACACAGUACGGGGAGGGGUGUAAUUGGCUUAUCAGGGUUAGCAUGAUCAGCAGAAAGUACUGUUGGGUUAUAAAGAGGUAUAAUGGUAGUCACACUUGUACCAGAGCCACCAUUUCUCAGGAUCAUUCGAAGCUGGAUUCGAACACAAUUGCAGAAGCAAUAAAGCCGUUGGUUGAGACUGAUCCCUCGUUAAAGGUAAAAUCAGUUAUUGCAGAAGUGCAAUCGCAGUUCAACUACACCAUCAGUUAUCGAAAAACAUGGUUGGUUAAGCAAAAGUAGUAGAAAAAAUAUUUGGAGGUUGGGAAGCAUCGUACGAAACGUUGCCGAUAUGGUUUGAGGCCAUAUGUUAUAAGGAGCCAUCAGCUAUCAUCCAUUUUGAGAGCGGUUUAUCAAGACUAUGCCUGCAUAUCAAGGCGAUGACUUGGUAAGUAAUAUCCGAGUAUUGCAGCGAGUCUUUUGGAGUUAUUACCCCUGCAUUAGAGCAUUCAGACAUUGUAAACUAGUUGUCUAGGUGGAUAGGACUCACUUGUAUGGAAAGUAUAAGGGUUGUUUGUUAGUGGCAGUUUUACAAGAUAGUAACAACAA
Arachis ipaensis is the source of this 2940-nucleotide messenger RNA. NCBI's taxonomy places the organism in Eukaryota, Viridiplantae, Streptophyta, Magnoliopsida, Fabales, Fabaceae. The record is from RefSeq and is a predicted model, not a curated record.